This is a messenger RNA of Clarias gariepinus (North African catfish), 4434 nucleotides long. It is a transcript of the gene txnrd2.2, whose product is annotated as thioredoxin reductase 2, tandem duplicate 2. NCBI's taxonomy places the organism in Eukaryota, Metazoa, Chordata, Actinopteri, Siluriformes, Clariidae. The record is from RefSeq and is a predicted model, not a curated record. Gene Ontology annotation, molecular function: thioredoxin-disulfide reductase (NADPH) activity; flavin adenine dinucleotide binding; glutathione-disulfide reductase (NADPH) activity. Gene Ontology annotation, cellular component: cytosol; mitochondrion. Bases 33 to 1583 code for a protein of 516 amino acids. The transcript is spliced from 17 exons. Gene Ontology annotation, biological process: glutathione metabolic process; cell redox homeostasis; cellular response to oxidative stress.
GCCGCGGGGUCCUCUCACUUGUACACAACAACAUGGCGGCGGCCUUGUGCAGAGCCAAACACAGGCUGAAACCUAUUUGUCAUUUCGCUUUUCACUUGCCACGAAGAAGUUUAACAGGAAAGUUUGAUUACGACCUGGUGGUUAUCGGAGGUGGAUCUGGAGGCUUGGCGUGCUCGAAAGAAGCCGCUCAGUUGGGACAGAAUGUGGCGGUUCUGGAUUACGUCGAGCCAUCAGUGAGAGGCACUAAAUGGGGUCUCGGUGGAACGUGUGUAAAUGUCGGGUGUAUUCCUAAGAAGCUCAUGCACCGGGCUGCUCUGCUCGGCUCGGCGCUCAAAAGCGACUCGGAGAAAUACGGCUGGCAAAUCGGCGGCCCCGUAACACACGACUGGGUGACUAUGGCAGGAGCUGUGCAGAAUUAUGUAAGAUCCCUGAACUGGGGUCACAGGGUUCAGUUGCAGGACAAGAAAGUGAAAUAUCUGAACAUGAAAGGAAGCCUGCUGGACCAGCACACCAUCCGAGGAUUAAACGCCAAGGGAAAGGAGAUGACUGUGACGGCCAGGAACAUAGUGAUAGCCACCGGCGGCCGUCCAAAAUACCCCACGCAUGUCCCGGGAGCGAGAGAGCACGGCAUCACCAGCGACGAUCUCUUCUGGCUGACGGAGUCUCCGGGAAAAACGCUAGUCGUCGGUGCCAGCUAUGUGGCUUUGGAGUGUGCUGGAUUUCUGACUGGUAUCGGCCUGGACACCACCGUGAUGGUGCGUAGCAUCGCCCUCCGUGGAUUUGAUCAGCAAAUGGCGCGUUUGGUGACGGACCACAUGGAGGCUGACGGGACACGUUUCUGCUGGGGAUGCGUUCCUAAGAAGGUGGAGAAACUUCCAUCAGGACUCCUACAGGUCACCUGGUCUGAUAGUCAGAGCCAGGAGGAACAUCAGGAGGUGUUCAGCUCAGUGCUGUGGGCCGUAGGUCGAGCUCCUGAAAGCAGAGCACUGAACCUGCAGCACGCCGGCGUUCAGCUCGAUGCAAACACGGGAAAAAUCAUCGUUGCUGAUGAUGAGAGAACAUCUGUGCCCAAUGUUUACGCCAUCGGAGACAUUGCACAGGGUCGUCCUGAGCUCACCCCUACGGCCAUCAAAGCGGGGAAACUCUUGGCUCGGCGAUUAGCCGGUCACUCCGACCAUCUCAUGAACUACGACAAUGUGCCUACCACAGUGUUUACUCCUCUAGAGUACGGAUGUGUCGGUUUAUCUGAAGAAGAAGCUGAGAGAAGAUACGGCAAUGACAGAAUAGAGGUGUAUCACGCCUUCUACAAACCUCUGGAGUUCAGCGUCGCCGAAAGAGACGCCAGCCAGUGCUACAUCAAGGUGGUGUGUGAGCGAGAAGAGCCCCAGCGAGUGUUAGGGCUUCACUUCACCGGCCCCAGUGCUGGAGAAGUCACGCAAGGCUUCGCUCUCGGCUUCCAGUGCGGGUUUACGUACUCUCAGCUGUGCGACACGGUCGGUAUCCACCCCACCUGCGCCGAGGAGCUCACCAAACUCCACAUCACCAAGCGUUCGGGUCUGGACGCCACGGUGACCGGCUGCUGAGGUUAAACACCCCUCCCUUACCCUAAAUACACUGAACACACACACACCCUGUGAUUUCUCAAUCAAGCUGUAAAGCUCAGGUUCGUCUCACCUGCGGCCUGUCAUGACCUUUGACCUCCGUAGUCUCCAAGAGCGCUGUUUCAGUCAUUUAACUUUGGGUUCCUGAACGUAAAACAUUUCUAUAGACAGAUAUUGAAAUUACACCUUGAGUUGUGAUAUCUAUUCUGGACCUUGCCGUCAUUUGUGUCCCUUAAUUCAUUCGACACGUCUAGAGAGCAAGAUUAACCAAAAAAAACAGGCUCAUAAAUCAGGAUUAAGGCACACCGAGAUGAGAGUCGCAGGAGAACGGAGCAGCCGGGCGUUUUUUUUAAAAACAUAUUCACCGAAAUAUUGUUGUUUCUCCGGCUGUACUUCCUGUCCAUUACUCAUUCCCCGUAGCUGACACUGAUGGAUGGGCUCGGUCUGUCGCCACGGCGAUACUCCACGGUUCCCAGGGAAGCGGACAAACACGGGCCGAGCAGCGUGUCAGUCAAACCCCGGGUCGAGAGAGAGAGCUUGUUUAAAACUUUUCUUUCUUUUUUUUCCAAAAAAAACUACAGAGGUAACACAAACAACACAUACACAUGCUCUUUACUUCUCUCUGCAGCAACCUGAUCACCAGAGAUAAAGGGUGUUUUUAGAAAUGCCCUUGGACGCCUGAAGGGGGCAGUGUUCACCUCCUUUUUUUAUUGUUUUUGGAGUGACACCUUGGAGAUUAACCUUGGUUAAUCUUAGCUUUAGCUAAAAUGCUGAUAAGUGUCCUUUUAUUUUAUACUCAAAGAAACAUUAGCAUAUAUUUCUGUAAAAUUUUCUUUUUUCUAAAGUUUUGACUAGUUUAUAUAGUAGGAAUUACAUUUAUUCAUUUAUCUUCUAUAGCACUUAUCCUAUAUACAGGAUCGUGGGGGGCCUGGAGCCUAUCCUAGGAGACUUUGGGCAUGAGCCGCGGUACACCCUGGCACGCACACACACACACACACACACACACACACACACACACACAGGGACCCGAGGCGGUAAUUGAACCCUUGACCCUGGAGGUGCGAGGCCACAGUGCUAGCCACUACGCUACCGUGCCAUCUAUAGGAAUAACAAAUGAAACAAAUUAUAAAAAAUUAGUUCAUCUAUUACUCAAAUCUUGUGUAUUUCUAUCAUGCCACAAUUUUAAUUUAAAAAAGAAAAAAAAAGUUAAGUUCAGAAUUACAAAACCAGCAUUCUGUAUUUAAUUAUUUACUUAUUUAGUGUCAAAUUUCUUCCAAAUGAAUGCUCUUAAGAAUAGCUUCCUAACGCUGAUUGGUGUUAUCAGAGGGACAAACACUUGGUAAAAAGGCUGCCUAUCAAGGGACCCUCCUCCCAAAUGGAACAAGAUUUCAUAUUGUAAUAUUAGUGAUUAGGAACAAUCUGUUGAAUUAAAAACUUUUAUUAUAGAAACAUUAGAAACCACUAAGACUCUCGAACCUCUCCUAAUGAUUCACCUUAGCAAGGUUCAUUUCAAUCCCAUUAGAUGAAGCUAACUAAAAAAAAAAAAAUCCCUUUCACUAGUUCACCUACGGCUAGCUCCAGAUGAAUUCAUGCCCCGUCCAAACCCUCACCUCGUCUUUGAACCCUGAGUUAUAGACUCCAUUUUGUUCCCCUUGUUAGAAAUACACUCAGGAAAGGUUGUGAGUGUUUUUUUUUUUUUUCCACCCCAACAGAGAAGGUUUGUUUUUGUCUGAUGUGCCUCAGCUCUCUGAUUAAUGAGGCUCGGAGUGUGUGUGACAGGCCGCUGUGGAGAACGAGACGGAGACGAGCAGCGCUACCAGGUUUAUUUGGACCUGAGGAGGGAGCGAGGGGUUCUGUGUUCAUGUUUUUAAGGGAACAGGGGGGUGCUGACUGAGGAAUCCUGACCCUAGUACACUACCACUAACAAUAACAGCUUAGCCAUUGCUACACACACACACACACACACACUCUUAUAGGGGAUGUGGCAGGAUUGGGACUGGAGUGGAGUUUAUGACUUUACUGGAGCCUAGAAGAGAAAAUUUGUUUAAGUGAAUUUCACAAUUUGUCCAAAUGUCCAGAUGUUAUAUUUCCAUAUUAUCCUGAUGUCCGCAGUACGGUAUUAUCCUGGUUGUAGUUGCGUAACAUUCCGGAGACUGUUGAAAGCUCCCGUGUCUCUCUAAAGAUAAGGCACUUUGUAGGAUCGUCAUAUCAUCAUAACUUUUACGCAUUAUAAUGUUUGUUUAGCUACAAAGCUAAAGCACUAGACCAACAUUCCAUAAAUCAGAUCAGCUUGCAUGAUGACUAUCUGUUUACCGAUACCUGACUACAGACACACAAGCUUGUUAAGUGCAAAAAGAUUUGAGCUGUUUCACGUUUAAAGGAUGUUCUAGGAUGUAAAACAUGCAAGUUAUUGUAAAAUAUCCAGAAAAGGAAAAAAUGAUUUUCUCCCCCAUCUUGAUGUUGUCGUGAGGGGAAACAAACUUUUGCACUCGGUUGUAAAAUGUAACAAUAAGUGAUCUUGCAGCUUAUGCGAACAUGACACUGAAAUAUCUUUUUAUUAUUAUUAUCAUUUUUCAACCUCCAGUCUCACAGUUCCUGUCCCUUGACUGACACACACACACACACACACACACACACACUCUGAGGGUCAGGGUUGAGCUUGUCAGGGGAGGCCGGUUAAUGAGGACCUGCACUAAAAGCCCUAAGAGGAGCGGGCAGGUCUGAUGUGCUCCGGCGUUCCCGCUCUGCGUGUGUGUGAAUAGAGGACGCUCAUCUGAUAUAAAGCUUUGUAACUGUAUAAUUUAUGUGUAAAGUAAUAAAUGAUGAGAGAGUA